CCGCAAGAUACAUUCAGGAUAUAAGGACAUAUCGGUUAGGUUUCAGUUAGAAAGUAAUAGGACUAGGAAAGUAAUAUUUCCAGUUGUACACUUGUCAACCUUGUUUGUGGUGGUCGCGUCGGUAUGGCGGUAUAACGAAUUUUUAAGGGAAGGGGUGAUUCGUUGAUGUUGAUAACAGACGCUGCUCUUAAAUCGGCGGUGCAAAAAUACUAUUAAAGAAUGAUUGUAAAAAAGAUUUUACAUUUGGGAUUGAUUGUGACCGUGUUUCUUAAUUUAUACGGUGUAGCCGAAGAAGAAUCAACCACUGACGCGAAAUGUCAAUUUGGCAAAACGUUACGAAAACAAGUGAAUGCAGAACCAUUGAAUGGAACAUGUUUACGAGACAUCGUGAUUCGACUGUCAAACGAGUUUCGAUCGAUCACAGACUCGGAACUUGGUUUUAAAUCCUUUGAAAAGAUACUCGAUGAAAUGGAAUUUGUAAAUAUUUCGAAUAGCUUGAACGUAAAGCUAAAUGUAUUGGUCGAUAAGUUGAACAAUAAACUCUCGUCUUACGCGGAACUUCUGAAGCAAAGUUAUCACAUUGUACAGCCAAUUUUAGCAAAGAAUGAAGAACAGUUCAUUCAUUCUGGAUCUAUAAAUGGAUUAGAUAUAUCAAGUGGGUUGUCUGAUUUCUGUUCACAAAUUGUUCAAGCUUUGGCAAUGAAUAUAAGAAGUCAGGAAUGGAAGAAUUUGCAUCUAUUGCCUUUUAUGUAUCCUGUUACUAUGUGUGGCCCUCUCAGUGCAGGCCAUAACAUUGGACCUCUUUUAUUGUCUCAGUAUUGUCCAAACAAAAAGGUGUUAUUACUGCUUGAGCAUGGCAUGUUCAUGUCUGAAGGAGAUAUUACUUUGGCUCAAAUAACUACAGAAACAAUAAUUGAUAUGUUAUCUCAAACAGAUUAUAUCAAUGUCAUUGGUCUUUCCAGCAAUAAUUCUAUAUAUUGUAAAGAUGGUUUACUGAAAGCAACAGAUGUCAAUAAGUUUCAAUUAGCACGUUACAUUCAUAGCUUAACCAGAACAGAAACAAAUGACACAUUUGAAUUUGAUUUUAACAAAUUACUACAAAAUGUGAAAGGUGAAGUGGUAUUCAUACAUUUAACUAAUACACUUAAAGAUACUCCACCUGUGAAACAGAUAAGAAACAUGAUAUCUGUGGGAAAAGUGAAUGGUUAUUUGAAGACAGUUCUAAUCCUUUCAGAUCAAGAAGCACAUACAAAUAAUAAAAAAUACAAUGAUAGUAUUGUAACUCUUCCAACCCAAAAUAUACUGGGUUAUGAAAUAUCAAAAUUGUUUUCUGAUUUGAAAUGUUCAGAAGAACAUAAGAAAGAUUAUUAUUUGUCUGAUCCAUAUUUUGAUUUGUAUAGUAAGACAAUGACUUUGUCUAUUGGACAUAUUACAAACAAAGCAUUAAUAUCUUUAGAUAUUAAAUUACGAAAUUUUGUUGAUGAUAUAACAUACUUUAAUGCUGGAUUAUAUGUAUAUGCUAUAUUAUUUGAUAGCAAAGGUACAGUUUGGAUCCAUAAAGAUUUUCCGCGAAUGGAAGUGAUGAUGGAUCAACCGUUUAAAGUUAACUUGCAUCAUAUCGAAAAUAUUAAUCCUGAAACUGUGAAUAUAAUGAUUGAACAACAUGAAGGUGUUUUAAAUGUGAAAACAAAAUUAGGAGAACAGAAAUGGUACAGAUGGAAACAUUUGACCUACAAAGACCUGAUAGUAUGUUUGGUGUCUGUAACUAAUGAAAGUACAAUAUCCGUCGCAAAACUAGUGCCUACAUCAUCAUCAAAUCUUUUACAUCAUCGUCUUGACCUACUAUUACAUAGCAUUACUGAUAAAAGUAUUUUAUGUACUUACCAUAACAAACUUUUAACUUUAUCAACAGGAGUGGUUUAUCUUUCUCCAUGGUGUUUUCAAUCUCCAGUAGAACAGUUGAAAUUAUUAGAAACUGGACCAGCAGUAACUAUUCAAAGUUACAUGGCAUACUUAAAAGAUGUAACUGGUCUUUUAGCUAAUCCUGGUCUUCAUCAGUCUGUUAGACCAGAUGUAGCCAUGUUAACUCAAAUCUUAGGACACUUUAAAAACAAACACGCAGAAAGUACUUUAAAUAAAUUUAUAAUAAGAAGAUAUGUUACUGGAACUGUGAGUGGAGUCUUAGAAGUAUAUCCAGGGAUUAUGCUAGACUCUAGUUUUGAUCCUAAAAGACGAAUAUGGUAUGGAAAAGCAUUGGAAUACCCCGGAAAAUUAGUUUUCACGCCUCCAUAUUUGAGCGCUGGUGGUUCAGGAUACGUUGUUACUCUAAGUCGCACAGUUCAUCUUAAAUCGAAAUCAAGUACAAACGAUAUUGCUGUAGCAGUUCUAAGUAUGGAUAUAACAAUGGGUUUUAUUUCAAGACUGUUAAAAGAAAUGUUUCCAUUUUGCAGUAAUGCGACUGUGAAAUGUUUUUUAAUGGAUGACAAAGGAUAUUUAGUAUCGCAUCCAGCAUUAUUGGAGCCAAUAGGAAAAAUUGAACAACAACAUUUAACUCAUAAAGAAUUGUUAGUUGCAAAUGACAUAUUGAAUCAUGAAUUUUUUGUCAAAAAAAAAGCUUGCGCAAAUUAUUUAGAUGGCACUAUACAAAGAUAUUAUCAAUUUAAUAUUUCUCUAAACGAAGUACUUACAAAUAUAGUUCACGGUGAACACUGCGUUAAAUACCAAGUAGCAGCAAUACCCGGAACAAAUGUAUUUUUGGGAGUAGUUAACAUAACUUGUAAUUUAUUAAGAGCUUUCUGUCCGUGUAGUACGAUGGAUCGUUCGUGUUUGAAUUGUAAGAGAAUGGAGCAAACAGAAUGCGAAUGCCCCUGUGAAUGUGCUUUAUAUUUUUCAAGUUGUGCAGAGUAUAACAUGCAUGAUAUGCACGAUCUCGAACCUUGUCCAGUAUUGUACGAACACGGAGGAAAUUCACAAAUGUCGUGGAUACAAUCUACAAAUUUGAAAGUCUGUCCGUCCAUUGAUUGUAAGACAUUUAAAACUCAAAAUGAGUGUCUGGGAAUUGUAGGCUGCCAAUGGUGCCAUGUAGAUAGCGACGGAGAAACAGUUUUACAAACUCCGUUUUGUAGCGAUAUGUCUCGAUGCUUCAGAGGCAUUCUUGGAUCUUAUAUACCCCUUAGUGAUGGUAUAUAUAAUUCGCAGUCAACUGAAGAAAUUGCAGUGCAUGAAUGGCCAUCAGUUGGACCAGUAGCUGGUGGAAUACUAGCGUUUCUUUUAAUACUAGGAGUUAUGCUGUUUUGUUAUAGACUUAAUUCGGUACAAUCCGGUUUGGAACAUCAAUGCUUACAUAUCCACACUUCGCCUGAUAUGUUGCGUAUGACACAUUUAGAAGGAGACGCAGAACCGAUGGAGUUAGAACAAACGAAAAAUAAUUUGGAUUCUUUUAUAAGAGAUAGUAUACCUCCUAUAUCGCCAUAUAAGGUAUCCACGAACUAUAGAAAACCACCUGGUGGUGAUAGCGAUCAUGGAUAUAGUACAAUGACACCUUAUGAUGAUUCUGAACAACAAACAUUUGCUGAACCAUUACUAGUAGUUGGUAAUAACACUGAGCCUGAUCUUAGAAGGCGAUCAAUUUGUCUUCCAUCUCCAACAACUCAUUUAGAACCUUCUCAUCAUGUUUUAGCGCCUGUCACUGUUCACUAUAAUAUGGAAGCAAAUUUUUGUUAGUAAAUACUCGAAGUUUUAUUAAAAGAAAAAUGUUUUUAAGCUAUAAUAGGUUUAAAAACAAUAAUAUUAAAGAUGACAAUUUUAAUUUUAAUCAUGUUGCAAUAAGUAAUGUAACUGAAAAUACUAUUCCUUUUUACAUCAUGUGUUUAUACUUAAGAAUGACUCGAUAAAUUUAAAUGUGUUCGAAUAUUACUUAAAACGAUCAUAUAUUUUUGAUAUAAAUGAAAAACAAAUGAUGUAAGUGAAGUAUCCCAUAUUACUGAAAUUAAUCCAUCCAAAUUUUCAUAACUUACAUAUCAUUUUAACUUACAUUAAAAUACUACAUUUUAGGGAUACUUUAUUAUACGGUUUGUUUUUAUUAGAUACAUAUUUCAAAAGUAAGCGAUACAGAUGAAUUAUUUAUAUAUUUUGUAAGUGUAAACUGUGUAGUUUUAAGAUUUGCGAUAGAUUAUUGAUCGAUAUAAAAUCAUAUGAUUAUUAGAUAUUUACAUUUUUAUACAU
Megachile rotundata (alfalfa leafcutting bee) is the source of this 4224-nucleotide messenger RNA. Its product is annotated as VWFA and cache domain-containing protein 1. NCBI's taxonomy places the organism in Eukaryota, Metazoa, Arthropoda, Insecta, Hymenoptera, Megachilidae. The record is from RefSeq and is a predicted model, not a curated record. Gene Ontology annotation, cellular component: voltage-gated calcium channel complex. Gene Ontology annotation, molecular function: voltage-gated calcium channel activity.